AUGGUCGUUUCGGAAAUGCUUGGUAGUGCCUCUCGUCGCGCAUGUGCGGUGCGCAGCGGCGUGCUGCGUACAUGCGUGCGCCCCGCGCCGGUUCGUGCGGUGCAGCCGUUGCUCCGCCGCUCGCUCGCUACCGAGAGCGAGGGCCAAGAGAUGACGGUGCGCGAUGCGCUCAACUCGGCGAUGGAGGAGGAGAUGCAGCGUGACCAGCGCGUGUUCUUGCUUGGAGAGGAGGUUGCUCGCUACAACGGUGCAUACAAGGUGACCAAGGGUCUCCUCGACAAGUUUGGCGAGGACCGUGUGAUUGACACGCCGAUUACCGAGGCGGGCUUCACCGGUCUCGCGGUCGGUGCUUCCUUUGCGGGCCUGCGCCCGAUCUGCGAAUUCAUGACGUUCAACUUUGCGAUGCAGGCCAUUGACCAGAUCGUCAACUCCGCAGGAAAGUCGCACUACAUGUCGGCCGGCGGCAUCACGGGCUCGAUCGUGUUCCGUGGCCCGAACGGUGCGGCGGCCGGUGUCGCUGCGCAGCACUCGCAGGACUACACGUCGUGGUACGGCCAACUGCCUGGUAUCAAGGUCAUCUCCCCGUUCAACGCCGAGGACUGCCGCGGUCUCCUCAAGGCCGCCAUCCGCGACCCGAACCCCGUGGUGUUCCUCGAGAAUGAGAUUCUCUACGGCGAGUCGUUCCCUGUCUCGCAAGAGGUGCUCUCGGACGACUUUGUGCUGCCCAUCGGCAAGGCCAAGGUCGAGCGCGAGGGCAAGGACGUGUCGAUUGUGGCGCACAGCAUCGGCGUGCAGCACGGCCUGAACGCCGCCAAGCAGCUCGAGGAGGAGGGCAUCUCGGCAGAGGUGAUCAACCUGCGCACCAUCCGCCCGCUCGACAUCGAGACGGUGAUCAAGAGCGUGAAGAAGACCAACCGCCUGGUCACCGUUGAGGGCGGCUUCCCGGCGUUUGGCCUGGGCAGCGAGAUCUGCGCCCAGAUCAUGGAGUCGGAUGCGUUUGACUACCUCGACGCGCCGGUCGAGCGCGUGACGGGCGCGGAUAUCCCGACGCCGUACGCGACGAACCUCGAGGCGCUUUCGUUCCCCAACCCAGAGAUCAUUACCAAGGUGGCGAAGCGUGCGCUGUACCGCUCGUAA
Malassezia japonica is the source of this 1137-nucleotide messenger RNA. It is a transcript of the gene PDB1, whose product is annotated as pyruvate dehydrogenase (acetyl-transferring). The coding region runs from base 1 to 1137 and encodes 378 amino acids. The transcript has a single exon. NCBI's taxonomy places the organism in Eukaryota, Fungi, Basidiomycota, Malasseziomycetes, Malasseziales, Malasseziaceae. The record is from RefSeq and is a predicted model, not a curated record. Gene Ontology annotation, biological process: pyruvate decarboxylation to acetyl-CoA. Gene Ontology annotation, molecular function: pyruvate dehydrogenase (acetyl-transferring) activity.